AUGAUUUGCUCUCCAAACAUACCUCUAAUAAAAAGACUAUUUUGGCUUCUAAUAUGGCUAGUAUGUUGUUUCGGAGCAUGGUCGGUUUUGAAGACAUCUCUCUCCCUGUUCAGCUCGAAAGUUAUCGCAUAUAAUGUUGACACAAAUUCUUUGGAAUGGGACACUCCCUUCCCAGCUGUUACGUUAUGCGAAACUGUCGACAAUAGUCGGCUUAACGCUUAUCUAAAGAAUAUGGCACACUUCUACAAGCACGUGUCUUACUGGAGCAUUAAAUACUGCCGGCUCUGUGUCUCGUGCGAAAGGAGUGUGACUUGCUCUGACGAUUUUAUUCAACAUGUAGCAAGGAUAAGGGCUAAUUGUACUGAGCUGUUGACGGACUGCUGGUGGGGAGGGGAGUAUUUUCGAUGCUGUAACAGAUUCCGACCGAUCAAAACUGAAUAUGGCGUUUGCUUUUCCUUUAAUUCGGAGUUACACGGUAAUAAGUCAGAUAUUGUGUUCGUGAAUAGAAAAGUUGGCACUCCUAAAUUGGUGUUUACUACUAUUAAUACAGUACUCGUAGAACAAACAGUCAACGAUCCAGCUGUGACGUCAGUGAAGCCAUAUCUGCGCGACUGUUUGUUCAAAGGAGAGAGGCCAACGUUUACAAAGGAUUGGCCAUUUGCUUUCUAUUCAGUGACCGCUUGCAUGCUGUAUUGUAAAGCGAUAACGCAGUACCAGCUGUGCAAUUGUACUUACCAUUUUAUAUCCAGUAUUGUGGUCCGUCUUCUACAGUUGCCAUCUAUAAGAUAUCGGCGAUUUGUCAUACGCGAUAAUCUUGGACUUAUGGUGGACAUCGGUGGCGUGGGCGGAGUGUUUUUUGGUGCUUCGCUUCUCAGCUGUAUCGAAUUUGUGUACUUGUUCUGUAUUCGCCGGAGAUCUUAAGUUACUGUUGUAUGGUUAUGGUUGGUAUCAGUAUCAACCAAUAAAUUAGGAACCUCGGAUUUUAAAACACACGGGCAGACUGAAAA
Molecule: messenger RNA, 1007 nt
Organism: Zerene cesonia (dogface butterfly)
Lineage: Eukaryota; Metazoa; Arthropoda; Insecta; Lepidoptera; Pieridae
Exons: 7
Coding region: 1-921 (306 amino acids)
Biological process (GO): sodium ion transmembrane transport
Cellular component (GO): membrane
Molecular function (GO): ligand-gated sodium channel activity
Source: RefSeq, a predicted model, not a curated record